This is a messenger RNA of Dioszegia hungarica, 714 nucleotides long. RefSeq lists its product as uncharacterized. The transcript has a single exon. The record is from RefSeq and is a predicted model, not a curated record. NCBI's taxonomy places the organism in Eukaryota, Fungi, Basidiomycota, Tremellomycetes, Tremellales, Bulleribasidiaceae. Bases 1 to 714 code for a protein of 237 amino acids.
AUGUCCUCUCCCCCUGCCUCCAAGCGUGCCCGCGCCGCAUCCCCCGUCGACAAGGUUCAAGAUCCUCUCCCUCCCCAAAGACUACUCCCCUCGCCUCGAGCUGCAAUCUCCGCGGCAGACAUCGCCAAGCUUGACCUCCGCUCGGCGCACGCCUUGCUCCUGACCCUGUCGCAAUCCUACCCUGGGAAUGUACCCAUCAUUGCCGACUUCAUUGAUUCGCAACCCCCACCCCCACCGCCCCCACCGCGUCCGGUCGACUACAGCGACCUCCUUGAGUCUGCAACCCGUACAAUCGAUCGCCUGGAUAGCCGAUUGUCGCGGGACGAAAAGUGGGAGGCGGUAGAGUCGGUCUCGGGAGUUGUGAGCAGAGCGGCCCAAGGCAUCGUCAAACGCUGCGGCGCAUCCAAGAAUGAAAAUGCUCGGGAGGACGCAAUCUUGGCGCUGGUGGAGUUGACGGAGGUAUUGGAGGAGUGCAACGAGGACGUGCUCGAGGAGUUGAUGGAGAUAUUCGACGAGAUGGUGGAAACUCCGAUGGCUCAGGUUAUGGCGAUGAUGCGGGAUAGGGGAGACGAUCUCUUUGUAGCGCUGGAGGCGAUCAAGCGGCUAGACUCGGAGUCUUCAAGGUUCCAAUCUUACUUUGAGGGACUGGUGGAAGAGUAUGAAGACCAGCAUGUAGGCUCGGAGAGUGGGGACGGAUCAGUUGAGGAUUUGUAG